AUAGGAGAAUAGCGGCGGACACCCGACACCUCCCCUUGGAAGGGACGCAACGAGCAAGCAAAGCGGUGGUAAAAAACUGCGGUGGCGAGAGGAGGCGAGGCGAGCAGCUCCACCAUCCAGCCCGCCGAGCUUUCAGCAGAGGCUUUCCAUGGUCUGAAUCCUACGCCGGGUCUCCAGCAAGCGGAGCAAGCGGGCGAGAAAGCCCUCGCGCUUUCCCCACUGCCUUCCGUCCACUCAAACCCCGACGCCGGGGAGGAAGAGGAACCGGACCUGGCGGCGCUGGGCAUCCAAGGAACCCCCCGCCGCGAAUCGCUCGCUCUCCCUUGCGGUAUCCGUCGAUCACACCGCUAUCAUGAGCAUCCUGGAAAACUUGCAUGCUUGAUGUACCCAGCUACUUUCGUUACGAAAAAUUGUUGUGAUCAAGUUGGUUGAAGUAUUCACAGCAGUGUGGAUCUGUUGGUCAGUUAUUGGUAUUAAGGCCACUGGCACUUUCCUUAUAGCUGUAGAACAAAUGGGAGAAGCACACUCGGAUGAAUUUUGCCAGUGCCAGGGGUGUGUUGGCAAGUAUACGCUACUCAGAGAUGAAGAAAACCCAAGGCUGGCAAUCUUUGAGAGACGGCUUCCUUGCUGUGGUUGUGGGAUAGGGUGGUCUUCUUUUCUUUUAGGUUUCGUGUGCCCAUUGAUAUGGUACUUUGCAGCCACUCUUUACUGCUGCAAGUACUACAAUAGGGAUCCUCGAGAGCGCCCUGGUCUUGCUGCCUCAGCUGUUGCGGCACUCAUCUUCACAGUUCUGGCAAUCAUCGCUCUCACAGUGACGCUGAUAAUCUGUGCACACAAGUAACCUCCAGAGCAGGGAAACAUGGCGGUUGGACCUGUUGUUGGUAGCUCAGGCAUUCAGGAGGAACUUGUAUUUUAAGUGGUAGCAAGUUCUUUAUUGAAACGUAGUUACCAUCUCUCGUGGUUCCUCUGUUUUAACGAGAAAUUUAGGAUGUCCAUUGCUCUUUCGCAAACUCUGCGCCCGGCUUAAUUUUUCGCCAUGGUCCAAGUUCUUGAAUCUGUGAUUCUAUUGAAUUCC
Molecule: messenger RNA, 1075 nt
Organism: Panicum hallii
Lineage: Eukaryota; Viridiplantae; Streptophyta; Magnoliopsida; Poales; Poaceae
Product: 60S ribosomal protein L18a-like protein
Exons: 5
Coding region: 512-841 (109 amino acids)
Source: RefSeq, a predicted model, not a curated record